AUGAAGCCUCAAGGGGAGGGCGCUGGUGGGAGGACGGUCCUCAGGCAUGCGCGGAAGAGUGCAAACCUGAGCCGCCAGAAUGUCCUGCUGCUGCGGCGUCAGGCGAUGGCGGUGAAGCGGCAAAAGGCAGAAAUGCAGAAGGCCGAGAUGAAGAAGGCGGCGUUAAGGCGCAUUCAGACGGCGCAGAAUAAAAAGACGCACAAGACAUUUGACCACAACAUUCUGCGAUGUGUGCAGGGCGGGCUGGUGGAGUCGAUUGAAAGCCUCGGCGAGACCGUUAGUCCACUGUCGCUCUUUAUGGCCGCCUUUACCACCCUCUCACGGUCUCCAGAGAAGCACCAUAUUCCAUACAUUCUUGCAAUCGCUUCCGCCUGCGCCCCCCGCCUGAGUCAAGGCAUCUUGCUGCAUCAGCUCGAUUCUGCCAUUACGUUGACGGAGCAGCUUAUCGCGGAAAAUGUGGCAAGCAAUUAUCUUAUUGUGGUCAAGGCAAUGAAGUUUGCCCAACAGUUGAUGCUUUCCUUCCACACACCGUCAAUGAAGGUACUCUCAGCUUUUUCUCGCCUGGAGCCGAGCAAACUACAGGUGGACACUAUGAAAAUGUACAUGGUGACCUUUCGCAAACUGCUGGAGCAUGCGGCGCUAAGCGAGGCAACUUCUUUGUCAAGUUCACUUCCCGUUCGUGAUGCAAACACAGGUGUCUACGUACUAGGGGCGAGCCAAAAAUUCUUUGUAGAGGCUUUGCCGUUUUUUGUAAAAUUGUGUCUCGCCAACUUCACAGACGCGCCUGUUAGUCUUGUGUCAUCGACGGCGUCAGAGCUCGCCGGGCUGUUCCAGCGCACACUCUCACCGUACCUUGUGGAGUCGCUGGAGGGACGUGAGAUGAUUGACGGCAUCGUUUCCACCCAGCUUUUGGAGCUGCUAAAGCCCCACUGCCAACUCUACUGGGGGUAUGCCCUCGAAGUAAUGGAGGCUCUCUUUAGCCGGCUGAAUUACCUGAAGCGCACACCUGCUGGGGACGCAAUGCCUUUUACGCGGCGCUUUCCUUCCUUCCCAUUUCUGCUUCGCGUGCUUAACAAGCUGCGCGCCAUGGACGACUCGAAACUAAAUGGGAAGAUUGAGCGGGUGAUGGUGGCCCUUGGAAAAGGCAUGCGUGUCCAGGAAUUUGUGGAGAUCAUCCCGUUUGACCCUCGGCAGGCGCACGACGCCGAGCUCCACGCCAUCGGCGCCGCUGCUGAGGAGGAUGCGUGGGCCAAUAGUUAUGUGCUCAACGUCCUCCGACGCAUUGCGUCGCAUGAUUCGCUGCCUUUUUUUGUUGAGCACUUUUUCCCACUUAUUCAGUUCACUCGCAGUGUUGCCUUGGAGUAUGAAAAGCAGCAGCGCGUAGAACUCUCCACCAAGUGGACAGUGCUACUGCAGCAGUACUGGCGUGUGGGAGUCGGUUUUUGCCACUAUCCGCGAACCAUCACAAGGGAGUCCUUUCGUGACGUUGCGAGGCAGUUGGUGGGCCUCAUGUCGCAUCCGCUCUUUGUGGACACCGGUGCAACCGCCCUGCACGUCCUCUGUGAAGGCUACCACGAGCUCGCGACGACGGAGUCGAUGGAGGAUGACACGGAUGAAACUGCGAGCGACAACAACGCUGAGGAUGGGGAAGGGCGUUUGGAGGAUGAUCAACGGGAAAUCGUCACACGGGGGAAGCGUGCACGGCCGCCUAAAAACAGUCUUGAAGAGGACACGCACUUUCUCUCCCUGAACGAUCCUGCCUGGAACCGCCACGUCUAUCAUGGCAUCUCGCAGGAGUCCGCCAAGGAUGUGUGCGAAAACAUUAUUCCGAAGUUCAGCGCCAAUAUUAUGCCGAAACUUUGUAACACGUUUGAGAGUCACGAGUCGACGGCUGUCUUGUUGGCAAUUCAGAGUUUCUCACGCGUUUGCACAGUGGAUGUGAUGCAGGUCAUAUUGAAGGGCAUUCUGGAUCUUGGCACAAAAAUUGCGCUGCAGACGCAAGAGAAGGAUCUUGCUGCGGUCAAGAAGUCCAACCACACACCGUUGACAGGAAAACGUCGCAUGGUACUUGACAUCUCGUGCGCCGUCAUCGCCCAGCUUCCUGCGGAACAUGUUGUGACGCUUUUCAAUGACAUCAUUGAGCCCGUUUUGAUGGAUCCGGCUCCCGAGUCUCGCUUGCUGCAGAAAAAGGCGUACAAGCUUUUGUUUGCCAUGUUUGAGCAUCGCAUCAAAGACAUUUUUCCACUAUUCCCCCGCAUCGCUGGAGUUCUCACUGUUGGACGACAAAAUGUCACAAUUUCUGGCAUUAAAAUGCGGCUGCGGUGUCUUGUGUGGGCUCUUGACGCCUGCAAGAUGUACUACCCAGAGCAGAUUCUCCCAAUGAUUCGGGCAACUGUGGGGGAAACCAUCCUGCUUUCCCGUGAGCGUUCUAGCGAGACACGUGCCGCCUCGAUGGAUCUUCUAGAAAAGAUGCAGCGUUACCUCGUCAGCGCUGGUAACCCGGUGAAUAUGCUUUUGCACCUGGUGCUUGCCGGAUUUUCAGGGAAGACGCCAUGGAUGGUUUCCAGCACGGUGGUGGCCAUGGCCAAGCUUGUGUACAUCACCCAUCAGGAAUUGCCUGAGGCGGACCUUGACGCCGCUAUUGCGCUGGGGCUGCGCAUGAUGGAGUCCGACGCGCCGGAUGUUAGGUCUGCGGCAGCCAUGUUUGCACGGAUGGUGUUGAAGCUCAUGAAACGAUCUCGACGCGUUGCCGCAGCGAUGGAAAAAUCGCUGCCCAAGCUGCUUCUCGCCAUUGCUCUCACGACCUCCCAGCCACGUGUUUCUAGCAACAUUCGUCUGCAGAUGCGCGUGCUGCUUGAGAAAUGUAUCAAGCGUUUUACUUUUGAGCGUCUGGAGCCCAUCUUCCCCGUCGGUUCGAAGAACUUCCUUCGCUACACACAGAAGAUGAUGCGACGGGAGCAAAAGAAGGAAGAACGGGAGCUCAAGAAACGUGCAGAUGAGAAGAAAAAUGAGUUUGAUCGCCUCUUCCUCGGGGCUGCGAUGAAGGCCGGCGCUGAGGAUGAUGCAGAGCGCGAUUUGCUGCAGGCGGGUGCCUUGACAAGCUUUGUGGCUGCGUAUGCCUUGCCCUCCUUUGCCGCGGCAGCGGACGCCGAGGACAGCGGGGAUGAGCUUGACAACAUGCACCUCGAGUUCCAGGACGGCAAGCUGCAUAUCAUGAGCAUCGAGGAAAAGCGCCAGCAGGUAGAGCGUCAGCGUCGACAGGAAAUGGCCAAUCGCCUGCUACAUCGCGGGAGUCAGCUGGCGCAUGCGGACUCCCUCAACGAGCGGGCGUUGGGCGUGCGCGGCAAGCGCUCUCGGGUGGAGGCCGAGGACUUCGAGAACGACGAGCUCCUGCUUCGCUACGGCAACAAGAUAAACGGCGAGUCGGCCCAAACCACGAUAUCCGCGGCGCAGUCCCGCGUUGGCCCCGGGAUAAACCAAAUUGAAAAGCUGCGAGACCAGAAGCUUGAACGGCGGGAACUGAAGCGGAUGCGGGUGGAGGAGGAUAUUCGCAAGGGCGAGGAGUUCAAGGGGACCGGUGAGGGCGACGUGCGGCGGGGCAACUUGGCGCCGUACGCCUACAUCCCGCUCAACCGGCAGUACAUGAACAAACGCCACCAGCGUGAGGCUCUGCAGCGGCUCAUGACGGUCGCCCAUCCACACGUGAAGGGAAACAAGGCCAAACUUGCCAGCCGCGCCAAAAAACGCCGCAGCAAAUGA
Molecule: messenger RNA, 3759 nt
Organism: Trypanosoma conorhini
Lineage: Eukaryota; Euglenozoa; Kinetoplastea; Trypanosomatida; Trypanosomatidae
Product: ribosomal rRNA-processing protein 12
Exons: 1
Coding region: 1-3759 (1252 amino acids)
Source: RefSeq, a predicted model, not a curated record